CGCCUCCUCUGCGCGCGCCCACAGCACGGUUUCCCCGACUCUCCGCCCGUCCUUCCCGCAGCGCCCAGGGACCAUGGCUGAUCCUCGCGUGAGACAGAUCAAGAUCAAGACCGGCAUGGUGAAGCAAUCGGCCAAAGAAAAAAUGAUGUAUGAAAAAGAAGCAAAACCACAAGAAGAAAAGACUGAAAAAAUGAAAGCUGAAGAUAGUGAAAAUUCUGCCCUUAAAAAGCAGGCAAUGGCCCUGCAGGAGCCCCGGAUGAUGACCCCAGAUUGCCAGCGCAGACUGGAAGCUGCAUACGCUGAUCUUCUGCAGAUAUCAGAGAAUGAAAAAGAAUUGGAAGAAGCUGAGGAAUAUAAAGAAGCACGUUUAGUACUGGAUUCAGUGAAGUUAGAGGUCUGAAGCUUUUUUGUACCGAGUGCUUUUUUGCAAUUAAUCCUGGAUUCAUUCCACAAUUUAUUAGUUUUAGCCAUUGCUGUGUGUUCAAGUAGGAUCAGAAUGUGAUUCGUUUUAUGCAAUUACAUAUAUUUUUCUUUGCCUAAUUUAAUGUGUCAAAUAAAUGAAUUCG
Molecule: messenger RNA, 566 nt
Organism: Pipistrellus kuhlii (Kuhl's pipistrelle)
Lineage: Eukaryota; Metazoa; Chordata; Mammalia; Chiroptera; Vespertilionidae
Product: tubulin-specific chaperone A-like
Exons: 1
Coding region: 74-400 (108 amino acids)
Biological process (GO): tubulin complex assembly; post-chaperonin tubulin folding pathway
Cellular component (GO): cytosol; microtubule cytoskeleton
Molecular function (GO): beta-tubulin binding
Source: RefSeq, a predicted model, not a curated record